GUCACGAGUGAAGAUGCCCUCUUUUUAAAGAAGUUCCCAUGUUGUGGGGUCUUUAAGUGCACUGGAUACAUGACAGGCUUGGUACAAACACAGCAAGAGUCAAGACAGACAUGGAGCAGGGAGGAGUGGUGGCGGAGCCAGCACCACAGACCAAGGUGCAGGACUUGACGGGUCAGAUAAAUGGAGUCAUAGACACAAUGAAGAGGAAUAUGGGACUCCUUUUGGAACGGAAAGUAAACGACCUCCUUGAAAAGUCAAAGGAAAUGGAGGAUGGGGCUAAACAGUUCAAGCAGAUGUCUCAGAAAGUCGAUCGCUUCUACUGGUGCAAAAACGUCAAGAUGAUCGUGGUCAUAGUGGUGGUCGUCCUCAUCAUCGUCCUCAUCAUCAUCCUGCUGGCCACCGGAGUCAUCCCUGUCAGUGCACCUGUGCCUCCUGUGGUCACUCCCACCUCCAAGCCCUAAACACACAAAUAUACACACAAUGUACUUACAGACUCAAUCAAAUCAAAGACAAAUGUAUUCCUAUUGCACUGUACACAAAGUAUCACUCACCACACAAUUAAAGGACUGGUCCAUAAUUGCAACUGCAAAAUACAGUGGUUAAUAGAAAUUACAGUUUAUAGCCGGCAUUAUUUUCUAAAAAUGUGAUUUCAAUAAAAGACAUGCUGGGUGCCUAUACCUGGACUGAUAUGUAAGUACAAGGAAGGAAGAGAAGAGGCUUUGGGCAAAGUUUUUAGACAGGGCUUGAAAUGAAUUACUCUUUAAAUAUUUUUUGAAUUAGUGAAUAGCUAAUAAUUCCAGGGCACAGUAUAUAACCUCUAUUUGUUCAGGUAGUCUCACUGACAACAACAAGUCACUGGGUCAAUGUUGUUACUGGGUAAAAGGAGAGGAAAAUGCAGAACACUGAAGAGCAAGAGUACCAAUGUUGUAAUGAAAUGAGUUAUGUCAUGUUUUACUGCACUUUGAAAUUAUGGCUUACUGAAAAAUGCACUUAACUGAAUAAAUAUAUCA
This is a messenger RNA of Chelmon rostratus (copperband butterflyfish), 1010 nucleotides long. Its product is annotated as vesicle-associated membrane protein 8-like. Bases 111 to 461 code for a protein of 116 amino acids. Lineage: Eukaryota; Metazoa; Chordata; Actinopteri; Chaetodontiformes; Chaetodontidae. Gene Ontology annotation, cellular component: SNARE complex; plasma membrane. The transcript has 3 exons. Gene Ontology annotation, molecular function: syntaxin binding; SNAP receptor activity. The record is from RefSeq and is a predicted model, not a curated record. Gene Ontology annotation, biological process: vesicle-mediated transport; vesicle fusion; SNARE complex assembly.